AUGCGCAUCGCAAUUGCGUCUUCCCUUCUGGCAUAUGCUGCUACCGUUGCAGGGCUAUCUGUGACAUCUCCUGUCAAAGGCGAAAAGGUCGACUUGAGCAAGCCUGUGACAAUCAGAUGGCAGUCUGUCAGCACCGACCCGAAAACGUUCUCGAUAUAUCUGGUCAACCAGAACGUCUACCCCAAUGUAGAGACAUUGAUUGCCUCAGAUGUGGAUACCUCGACGGGCCACUACACGAUGAAGGCUCAGGAUGGCAUUGAUAAGGAGGGAUAUCAAAUCAAUUUUAUCUCUAAUGAGAACAACGGCAUCCUAGCCCAGUCACAGCAGUUCACUGUGAGCAAGUCCAAGUCCUCGGGGCCGGUGUCUUCAAGCUCUGUCUGCUUCUGCCUCUUCGACUUCCAUGUCUUCUCAAUCUGCCUCCUCAUCAGCCUCGAAUACUGUUACUCAUCCCUCGACUGCUACUUCUUCGACGCUUGCUUCUACUUCCUCAUCGACUCAAUCUCCCACUUCUUCCUCGACUUCUGCUCACAGUUCCACCAGUGCGUCUACCCAUACCACCUCUCCUUCCUCUAG
Penicillium lagena is the source of this 573-nucleotide messenger RNA. Its product is annotated as GPI anchored serine-threonine rich family protein. The record is from RefSeq and is a predicted model, not a curated record. The coding region runs from base 1 to 573 and encodes 190 amino acids. The transcript is spliced from 5 exons. Lineage: Eukaryota; Fungi; Ascomycota; Eurotiomycetes; Eurotiales; Aspergillaceae.